CAACAGCUGCUUUGCCAGAAACCAGAAACCAGAAGGCAGAAGGCGUUAAAGUAGUUGGCGAUGUGACUUGUACGUCAACUAACCUGUGUUAGGUUUAUAAAGUUGUGUGUAUGUGUACUGUCCGCUGCUCGUCCAUGUUGUUGGUGUAAGGUGUGCUGCAGUCUCUUAAAAGGAGCACCAUGGCAAUGUGGAUCCAGGCCCAGCAACUGCAGGGUGAGGCGCUGCACCAGAUGCAGGCGCUGUACGGCCAGCAUUUCCCCAUCGAGGUGCGACACUACCUGGCCCAGUGGAUUGAGAGCCAGCUGUGGGAUUCAGUAGAGUUGGACAACCCAUCGGAGGAGGCCAAAGCCAAGCGUCUGCUGGACAACCUGGUGGCAGAGUUGCAGAGGAAAGCCCAGCUUCAGGGAGGAGAGGACGGCUUUCUGCUCAAGAUAAAGCUGGGCCACUACGCCAACCAGCUUAAGAGCACUUAUGACCGCUGUCCUUUGGAGCUGGUGCGCUGCAUAAAACACAUACUGCAUUCAGAGCAGAGGCUGGUUCAAGAAGCUACAAAUGCCAGCGGUGGGAGUGGGGGUCAGGCCAUGGAUAGCCUGUCACAGCGCCACCAACAGAUCAACCAGGCCUUUGAGGAGCUCCGCCUGGCCACACAGGAGACUGAGAAUGAACUGAGAAAGCUGCAGCACAGCCAGGAGUACUUCAUCAUCCAGUACCAGGAGAACCUGCGCAUCCAAGCCCAGCUGAGCAGCCUGUCUUCAGUGCCAGCAGCUGAGCGCACCCAACGGGAGACCACCCUACAGAGCAAGAGGGCCACUGUGGAGGCCUGGCUUACCAGAGAGGCCAGCACACUACAGAAAUACAGACUUGACCUGUCAGAACAACACCAGAAGACCCUAGCCCUGCUGAGGAAGCAGCAGACUCUGAUCCUCGACGAGGAGCUCAUCCAGUGGAAGAGGAGGCAGCAGCUGGCUGGCAACGGGGGUCCUCAUGAGGGGGGGCUGGAUGUCCUUCAGUCCUGGUGUGAGAAGCUGGCUGACCUGAUCUGGCAGAACCGACAGCAGAUCCGGCGCUGUGAACAUCUGACCCAGCAGCUUCCUCUGCCGGGCCCCAUGGAAGAGUUGCUGAGCAAACUCAACGCUGACAUCACUGAUAUAAUUUCCGCAUUGGUUACCAGUACCUUUAUCAUAGAAAAGCAGCCACCCCAGGUGUUAAAGACCCAGACGAAGUUUGCAGCAACGGUGCGCCUUCUGGUGGGCGGGAAGCUCAAUGUCCACAUGAACCCACCUCAGGUCAAGGCUGUCAUUGUUAGCGAGCAGCAGGCCAAAGCUCUCCUGAAGAAUGAGAGCACACACAGUGAAAGCAGUGGAGAAAUCCUCAACAACAACUGUGUGAUGGAGUAUCAUCAGGCCACUGGCACCCUCAGUGCACACUUCAGAAACAUGUCACUGAAGCGGAUCAAGCGUUCAGACCGGCGAGGUGCUGAGUCGGUGACGGAGGAGAAGUUCACAGUUCUGUUUGAAUCACAGUUCAGCGUGGGGGGCAAUGAGCUGGUCUUCCAUGUCAAAACCUUAUCGCUGCCUGUGGUAGUGAUUGUCCACGGCAGUCAGGACAACAAUGCCACAGCAACAGUCUUGUGGGACAACGCCUUUGCUGAGCCAGGCAGGGUCCCGUUCAUCGUACCAGACAAGGUGCUGUGGCCGCAGCUGUGUGAGGCCCUCGACAUGAAGUACAAGGCAGAGAUGCACAGCGGGCGUGGCCUGUCGGAGGAUAACCUGGUCUUCCUGGCACAGAAGGCUUUUACAAGCAGCAGCAACAACCCUGAGGACUACCGCAACAUGACCAUAUCCUGGGCCCAGUUCAACCGGGAGAGCUUACCUGGACGCAACUUCACCUUCUGGCAAUGGUUUGAUGGAGUGGUUGAGCUCAUGAAGAAACAUCUCAAGCCCCACUGGAAUGAUGGGGCUAUCCUGGGCUUUGUUAACAAGCAGCAAGCACAGGACAUGCUGCUGUCCAAACCCAACGGAACCUUCCUGUUACGCUUCAGUGACUCUGAGAUUGGAGGCAUCACCAUCGCCUGGGUAGCUGAGAAUCCCAACAAACCAGGUGAGAGGCUGGUCUGGAAUCUGUUGCCUUAUACAACCAAGGACUUCUCCAUUCGCUCCCUGGCCGACCGCAUCAGUGACCUUAACCACCUUCUGUUUCUCUACCCUAACCGGCUCAAAGAUGAGGUCUUCGCAAAGUACUACACCCCUCCACUCUCAAAAGCAGUGGAUGGAUACGUAAAACCACAGAUCAAACAAGUUGUGCCAGAAUUCACCACCCCGAACCCUGAGCCCAGCGGAGGAACUUCCGCAUUCAUGGACCAGACAGCCUCUCCCUCCGUGAGCCACCCCAACAACUUUGGUGCCUACCCUUCUAUGAGUGAUGCCAUGUUGGAUGCAGAUGGAGACUUUGACCUGGACGACACGAUGGACGUGGCCCGCCACGUGGAGGAGCUGCUCAGCAGGCCUAUGGCCAACCAGUGGAGCAGUCAGCACUCCUGAACCUGAAACCUGAACCUGCCACACGCUCUCUGGUCUUCUCCAUCUUUUAACACAAACACCCACACUUCUAUUCUCAUUUCUACUGGACAGCAGCUACGGCAAGAAAUGUCCCAUCUUUAUCAGUUUCUGUGGUAGAUCCACAGGGACACAAUUCACUAUUCAUCUUCAGUUUUAGCUGCCCACAGGCAAGUACACAGCUAUUCAUGAGCAGACCAAAGUGUCACCUACCAUCAAGAGUCAGUGUUACUGGCUGGUGUUGUCCUCUCCCGCUUAUCAUAGUUUCUCAGGGCUGUCGUGUGUAGCUGGUUUGGGUCAAUGAGAUUUUUAUACAAAACAGAUAAUUAGUUUUUAUGCCAGCUUUGCAUUCAUAUGUGCCUGAUGAUGAGCUUUUAGCUGGCACUGGGAGACUUUUGCAUAAAAAUCCACAGUAGACUAGCUUCCUCUUAAAAUUCACAGUUAACAGUUGUUAAUGUGACUAAAUGCUGACAAAUCCUAUCUCAUCUCUAUUACAGGGAAUAUUUGUCACUCAUUAUUAGUAUCUUGAUAAUCCAGAAUAUUCUUUAAAAUGACUUAAAGUAAGACUAUGUAACUUCAGCUGAACAUCAGACACUGUGACCACAAGUAGUAUUUAUACUAGACGAUAGCAAAUAGAAUUUUCCUCCAUCUCCAAAGAUUUUCUUGAGUCUGUUGCUUUAAGCACAUGCUCAUUAGGUGACCUGAAUGAGCAAGCAACAAGCAGGAAAAAUGUCUCCCAGUCAGGUACAUUGGAGCUGUUGCUCUAUCAUUAGCUGAGCAGUGGCUUAAGCUUUAGGAUGGGAUUCGUUGAAACAAUCAGAUACCCCAGUUUCCUGAGGCUGAAGUUGAAACUUCACCGGUGAUUUACUUAAACCCAGCUGCUGUGGCUACUGAACUUUAACUUAAAGCUGUUGCACUCCUGGUUUAACUGAAGUUCGACUUAAAGGUAUCCUGUGGAGUUCUUGACCACUAGUAGCACUAAUGUUUUUAUGAAUGGGCCCCCAUUCUGUUGCAGUGUGUAGGUGAUAUAAUGCAGUAUGGCUGUCGCACUGAAGUUAUAUCUCCUGCUGUGUUUUAGGGUUGCUCAACAGCACGGCAUGCAGUAUGCCUUUUUUUAAAUUAAAUUAAAUUACUUUGGAAGGAGCACAGUGGGGUAUUGUUUAAUCUCAGCACUUGCUUGUACUAAUCACCUGCACUCUCCCUCCUCCUGGGUCUGUGGUGGCUUUCAGCAGAAAUAAGUUCACCAGUUAUUUAACAGACAUUUAUUAUUUAAGACAUACAAGUGGCCUGCUUAGAAAAAUGUGUAUUUCUUUUUGCAAAAAAAAGUAUAAAUUACACAUUAAAAUCCUUAAAAAAUAAUCUACUCCUUCUACUUCAUUAAAAAGUCUAUGGAUAUACAUAUCUAUGGAUAUAUAUUUCUAAAGUUUUCCUGCUGGACACAAGAUGUCUCCUACUUAAUUCACUGUAAAGUCCAUUCACAGUGGAUGUGCACUGGUUCCUACAUCACACUGUACAAGUUGCAUACUGGACCAGGAUGACUGUCAAACUAUUUGUGAUGUCACAAAUCAUGUGUUUUUUAAUUUUUUAUUACAGUCCCUUUAACAUCCAACAUCACAGCCCUCAGUUUACACUUAUAGCCCUGCUAUCUAGCAGUUGGGGGUUUAAACAUAAAAAUCAAUACAGAGUGAGAAUCGAUACAAUAUCAAAAAACAAAAUAUUGCUUUACUCAAGUGUAUCAAUAUUUUCUUACACCCCUAACACGGAGUAGCACUGUGUUUUCGAUAGCGCUUCUGUCGUGUCAAGUUUCUUCUGCCUAGCUGCUUUCCCAUCUUACAAAACAAAUUCUGAUAAUGAUGUGACGAUGUGAUAUCACAUGUGGUUGGCUUGUCAAUACAGCAGUAUUUGAUUAUUUGAGCAGUGUAUUGGCAAAGAUCUGGUGAUGCAAUCACUAUACAGGGGUUACAAUUCAGUAUAUUGCGAUACUGUAAGCAAUGUGAUAUAUAAUAAUAAAUACAUAAGCCCUAUUCAUUAUUGCAGUUAGUGCGACAGCCCUACGAUGCACAAAUCUCAAUGUUUUCAUGCUAUUAUACUGGCCCAAGAGAUGCACUAAUGUGCCAGCAAAGGCAGGAAUGUUUCAAAAUGCUAAAUUAAAUAAGUAGUAAAUAAAGUGUUUUACAAGGACAGAAAUAGUUAGCUCUCAGGAAUACACACUGUGUGUUCUGAUGAUUGAAACGGAAACUUUGUUUACAAGAAAACUCCACAGGAUAGCUUUUAAACCCUAGUGCCCCACAUGGUUUAUCUGAGGUUUAACUAUCUGAUGAUAUUGAACUAUAUGACAAACUGGCCAGGUCACUUUUAAGACCGUGUACUGAUUAAUGCACCAGCACGUGGUGUCAGGUAAGCCAAGUGAUUUGUUCAGUCACCUGAGGCUGUAAUUCUUAGGGAGAGGGAUGGGAUCAUAGAUGUUUUGUAAGAUCAAUUCCAGUCCAACCCCUGACCGGUUGUCCUCAACAAGGGUGGGUUUAAGUAUGACUUCAACUUUUUAUUUCUUCUUUUAAAGGUUUCAUAGUCUGGUUUUAAGUUCUGAUAGUUUAAUUUCAAAUUUGUAACCGCAAUGGUUUGGUGCUUCUUGUAUAACAUUGUUUCUUAAUUGCUUCUAUUACACCCAUUCUCUGAUGCUCUUGUGCUGCACUGCCUUACAGCAAAAUGUUAAAAUUUUACAGUAGGUGCUAUCGUUUAGUCUCAUGAAGUCAGUAACUGCUCACUGAUUUUAACCCCAAAUGUACCCUCGUAGUUUACCAGCCUAAUCAAAUUAGACUUCAAUGUCAAGAGCAGUAAAUAUUGUCACAUUAAAAUGUAAAAUGUCAGAUCAGUUCUAUCACGUUAUGUCACUGUACCAGAAUUUACUGAAUACAGAUGUUGUAGUCUGUAGUCAGUGAAUGCUUAGUGUCUUGCUAAAUGUUUGUCCUAUAUAUUUUUUUUUUUUUUUUUUUUCAGUCCUGGAGGUUAGAUUGACAGAGAAUUGUCUGCCUUCACAUACAUCUGUGAUAUGCUACUAAAAUUUUAACUAUCAUUUUAACAUAAAUAUACAAGCAUUCACCAAAGGCCCACCAAAGGGCUCUUAUUUGCCCCUGCAGUUAAAGCUCCCCCUCCUCCCUUCCCCACCCUACAUGGUACGUGGGUAAAAUAAAACACACAAAUCUUUAUCAAAAAACCCCCAAAACAUCAGUUAUAAAGGACAAAGAACAAAAACUGUAGUCCACAGCUCAGUAAAGGUAGGUUUUGUGUAUGUGUCAUUAUUUCACUCAAUAACUUACCAUAAAACUUUAGACCAAAAAUACUACACAUCUGGACACAGCCAUAUUACAUGCAAAUAGGUUGUAAUGUGCAAAUGGGUGUGGGACAAAGCUGGAACUGGUCCUUCCCUAGGGGUCAGAUUUGUUACAUUUGAAAUUAAUCAUUUGAUAGUUGUAGUUUCAGGAUGAGAGGGCCACAGCAAAGUCUUCUUCAUUUGAUCGACUCCUGACAGUUUUUUAAGCCAACAUUCUAGACCUUGGUCACACCCAUUGGCAAGCACAUAACUUCUUGUACAUAUAAGAUACAAAGCCCUCAAUUUUGGGUUAACUCAUUAUAUAAUUGAGGAGGGGAUGUAUGGGUAGAGCAUCUUCCCACCGAACCCCACAAGCUCCAACAACUGACCUCAGCUGUAGAUAAAAGAAAGUGGUUAUGGUAAAUUAUAUUUUCUAUGGAGGAUUAUCUUAGACCUUCGCUAUUGAUAUUAUGGGAAAGAGAAUGCAUUUUGUCCAGGAGGUACGGAGCAUACCAGAGUAAUUUGUUUUAAAAAUUGGUGUAUGUUUAUGCCAUUUCACAUCCCAAUUUCCCAAGUUUCCAGCCCGCUGCCAGGUUUUGAUGGAGUCGGAUAUAAUAGGGAUUUUUUCCUGGCACUGCUUACGAGACAAACCACAGAAAAGAACUUCAUUCAGUUUAUGAGGAGUGCGUAUGUUACAUAUUUUAGAGAUUCGUUUUAAAUUGUAAGCCUGGAAAUAUGAAAAGGAAUGCCAGACAUUUACCUAAAGUAGAAAUACUGAUUUGAAAUGUGUGCAAGCAGAGAAAUGCACAGUCAAGAUUCAUUCAUUGCAACAAUAAGACUUCUGACCUUCUGAAUAAAAGGGGUGGGGGUUAGGUAGUGUAAUUAGUUAAUUAUACCUAAUAAAAGCACAGAUAAAUAAACAGUAUAGAAUACUGUAACACCUGUCUUACCUUUGUGCUGCACAUAAUGGUGACCAUCAGCCAAUCAGAGCAGAGUAUAAAUUACAUACGUUUGACUAAUCAUUAACAGAACUGAACACUUCAUUUAAACAAAGUUUCAUUGUUACAAUCUGUGGCCAUGGAUUUCCACACAAAUAUUCAAAACAGAAUAGUCAACAUAGCAAAAAGCCCCCAUGACACCACCUUGAGUCAUUGUGACUUGGACUUCGACUGGGUCGCUGUUUUGAUCACUUGCAACUUGACUCGACAGAAAAUUAAUGACUUGAGACUUGACAUGGAAUUGGAAGUUAAAGACUCUUUACUUGACUUGAGACAUGAGGAUUCAAAUGACUUUUCAGUUAUUUUUAUAUUAAAUAAAAUGUUGAAUGUUGUCAAUAAAUAUAAAUAAUCACAUUAGCUCUGGUCCUUGAACUGUUUCUACUCAAGAUUCUUAGAACCUUGGUGCUAUCUAGCAAACCAGCCCCUCGUUUUUAACAAAUUGAGUGGAACCAUAGUAAUCGGAUGCAUCAUCAACAGAGGGCCUGUAGAACAUGACAAGCCCACUUUGGUUCCCAAGAAAAACCUGCUAUUUUGUGGUUCCAGCUCAGAACCAGCUUUUCAGUUUCCAAACCAAUUUAUUUUUGGUAGAAAUGCUCUGAACAGUUCAAAACUAGGUACUUGAACCGGAGAACUGGAACCUUAAGAGCUCUGUACAGUAUGUGCUGUGUCACAAGCUACUCACUGCAUUCCUUUGGGAGAAUUCACUUACCUCACACUGUUAUACUUCUUUCAGUCACAAGUGUUCAACACUUCUUCUGAAACUGCAACCAGAUUCGAUGCAUUCAGGACCAGGCUGAACCUUGCUCUGCAUAUAUACAAAGCUUUUUUCUCAGCAAUCUUGAAAUAAUAAACCUUCAGUAAAUGUGUCCUUUGUCUAGAGAUACCGGGGCUCUGUAGAUCUGCUUGUGCCUUGUGGAUUGUUAAGGGACAGCACUGCCCAUACAGGAAAUUUUAAAGCCAUUGUCACUAACACUGCACUACCAGCCUCGACCAAGUAACGCCUAAUACCUUUGCCAAAACUCACCCAUAAUUAAAGUUCACACAGUAAACCUCAGGAAAAGUCACUGUGAAAUGCAGGUAAAUGAGUCCAUAUAAACCAAAUGUCUCCAGUGUAGAUAGGACGGUUUUCUAACUCGUGCUACUCUUGCCUUUUUGUUAGAUUGUUAAAUAAAAGCUGAAACACAAACUUUGAUGGUGUACUAAAUCAGCAAAAGCGAACAAGCACUUUGAUGCUCACACCAGCAGUUAUUUGAUGUUCUUGAUUAUACAGUUCCUCUGUACGCCUGGACUUCGUGUUUGUCUUCAGAUCAACUUAAUGUAUUUUAAUGUUUGUCUUCAAUGUAAUUCCGUUUUUUUAGCUUGCUGCCGCUGUGUGUUUGCUGGCGUCUGUACAGUCUGUGGCUUGUUUGGGAACUUCCAUCUUUUGCUAUAAUUUGGUGGAUGUUGGGAUUCGGGACAUGAAAAUAAACCUUUUUCUAAAUAA
This is a messenger RNA of Dicentrarchus labrax (European seabass), 8346 nucleotides long. RefSeq names its product signal transducer and activator of transcription 5B. The transcript has 19 exons. Gene Ontology annotation, biological process: cytokine-mediated signaling pathway; response to peptide hormone; regulation of cell population proliferation. The record is from RefSeq and is a predicted model, not a curated record. The coding region runs from base 180 to 2540 and encodes 786 amino acids. NCBI's taxonomy places the organism in Eukaryota, Metazoa, Chordata, Actinopteri, Moronidae. Gene Ontology annotation, molecular function: RNA polymerase II cis-regulatory region sequence-specific DNA binding; DNA-binding transcription factor activity, RNA polymerase II-specific.